UUGCGCUUGAGUUAAAUCUUGAACACACGUAGUCCAUUUCUUUGAUCUCUUAAACUAUUGCAACCAGUUCAAAAUGAGUAGAUUCGUUACUAGGUACAAAAUUCACUUAUGCUUUACCAAUGAAUUAGUUCAUUAUAGGGGUGGAAAAUUGUUACUAGGUUCCAUAAGGGAGGAUCUAGUUAAAUAUAUCACAUUUCUCUUGAUUGAUGUGAUCGUUUUGGUCUUUUCCUCUUCAACUAUGUGAUCUUUUAUUUAAGAUUUUUAUGCGACCCGAAAAUGCGCUGCUCACCUCGCUUCAGCCUUGUGACAUCGGGCUUAGACUCCAAUUUUAUAAGUUAUUCUUUAUGCACUGUGGCGAGUACUAUCAUGGGAAGUGUAUUCAAUUUUUAUUACGUCUACUUUUUUCUUGACGUAUACAAGGUUUCGCAUUCCUGCUUCCAAUUUUCCCAGAUGAUGUUUCUAGUCUGGAAUGCAAUCAACGAUCCGCUGUUCGGAUGGAUUCAGGACCAUGCUUCUGCAAAAUGGCUGCGUUCAAGACAACUAAAUAUACUAUAUGGUGCUCCGAUUUUCGCUCUAUCUUUUCUGUUUGGCUGGUUUCCCUUUUAUAAUUUACUAUCUCUCGACAGCGAAUACUGGAAGUGUGCACACCUGCUGAUCACGCUGUGCUUCUGGGACACUAUGUUUUCUUUUGUUCUUCUGGCGUACUGUUCGCUAUUUACGGAAGUUACAACAGAUCACACAUCGCGAGUGCGGCUCACGCAGUACACUAGAGUGGCUGGAAUUUGUGGCUGUUGGGCUGUCCCGUUGGUGGAAUACGGCUAUGAGGUUUAUCAUGAUACAGGGUUCUACCUAUGUCUAUUCUUCAUCGCGAUUAUGGCCACUGUUUUUAUGUGCUUGACUGGUUUGUUCACGAGAUCGAUCGUCGACAGAAACGAAGAGAAGAACAAAACUUCAUCGGAUGAGCCGAACUUCUUUUCAUGGCGCUUUGUGAAGAUCAAUUGUGAAAUUAUAUUCAGUCGCAAUUUCAUGUCAUUUGUCACCAUGAACUUUCUCUCCGUUGGAAUGUGUCACUUUGCAUCCAACUUCACCAAGAUUUUUACGGAAGAUUUGAGUUUAUUUCCGGACUCAAAAUUGAGUAAACUUCUGUUUUUCCUCAUUAAUUCUGUAGGCGGUAGUUUGUUCAUUCUUAUCCUGUCACCUUUCAUCAAGAGUUUCGGAUCGCAUAUCAUAGUAUGUCUUUCAUUUGUGCUGGUUCUUUUAUCGAGUGUUACGCUGUACUUCUUCCGUGGCGCUGCAGUGAUCAUAACUCAAAUUUUGGUGCUUAACAUUGUACCCUCUGGCAUGUUUGGAAUCUACAAUAUUCUGGUCUCCAGUGUAAUUGAAGAAGAUCAAAUCAAUCAUAAAAGAAUUUUGCCUCUUUCCUCAAUGGUGUUUGGCUUGAAUGCACUCUUGACCAAACCUGCGCAGUCGAUUUUCCCGAUGGUGGCAGCUUACUUUCUGGACAUGACAAAAAUUGAAGUUCAUUCUGAAGGCACGGAAAUAACAGAAACAGUGGAAACCCACGGACGAUAUCAGGAUGCCAUAGUGACUCUACUGUGUGUGUUGCCCAUUGUAACUGCAGUACUGCAGCUACUUGUGUUUGCCCCCUUCAGAAUGAGACACUACUCGAUUAAGAUCGGAAAAGAGAACGGCUCAAAGAGUUCUGUUCGAGGCGAGAGCAGUUUAUGAAACUCUCUACAAUUUAGCUACUAAGCAGGAAUUAAUUGUGCCAUUUUGUUUUUCAAUUGUUUGUAUCGAAUGUAUAUCCAUAUUUUACUCAGCUUACGGUGCUUAGAUUUUGUAAAAAUCAAAUGUUAGUAGGAUUACUUCAUAAUUAGAUAUGCAUUUGAAUUUUGUUUGUAAGUGGAA
Molecule: messenger RNA, 1908 nt
Organism: Symsagittifera roscoffensis
Lineage: Eukaryota; Metazoa; Xenacoelomorpha; Acoela; Convolutidae
Product: transmembrane protein 180-like
Exons: 4
Coding region: 277-1728 (483 amino acids)
Source: RefSeq, a predicted model, not a curated record